GAUUUUGUCCUUGGUCUACCACGAACUCAAUGAAGCAAGGAUUCUAUCAUGGUCGUGGUUGACAGAUUUUCUAAAAUGGCUCACUUUAUUGCUUGUCAGAAAACUAAUGAUGCUUCUCUCAUUGCUGAGUUAUAUUUUAGAGAGAUUGUGCGUCUACAUGGAGUUCCAAAGACCAUCACUUCAGAUAGAGAUGUGAAGUUCAUGAGUCAUUUUUGGAGGACUUUAUGGAGAAAGAUGGGCACUCAACUUCAGUUUACUGAGUUUGCCUACAACAACUCUUCGAAUCAAGCUACGGGAAAAUGCCCAUUUGAAGUAGUAUAUGGAGUGCGUCCUCUCAGUCCUUUAGAUCUUGCUCCAUUGCCCACAUCCCAACAAUUUAGUGCAGAUGCUGAACAACAAGCCAAGGAGAUCAAGAAACUUCAUGAAGAAGUUUGUGAGAAGCUACAACGUCAAACCAUUAGGUAUAAGGCUCAUCAUGACAAGCACCGAAAGAAGGUUGUGUCUAAAGAAGGAGACUGGGUUUGGAUACACCUUCGAAAGGAAAGGAUCAAGAGCAUUGAACUCAAACCUGAGGACGAGUUUUCUCCAACCAGGGGAGAAUGCACCGGGGGAAAACACCACGAAAGCACCACGUCAUUGCACCAAGAUUGCAAGUCAGCAAACUUCAGACUACACUUUGCAGACUACAAAUUGGCUGGUGCAAUUUUGUCAAAAGUGGCCACUAAAUUCCACAAAGAUGGCUAACUCCCAACUGCAUUUUCACUUUUCAUUUAUUGCCUUAUGUUAGAUUUUGCCUUUAAAUAGCUAUGUUCCCUUCGUUGUAUGGCAUAAGUUUGAAUCAAAAUUUCAAUUUAUA
Molecule: messenger RNA, 856 nt
Organism: Rubroshorea leprosula
Lineage: Eukaryota; Viridiplantae; Streptophyta; Magnoliopsida; Malvales; Dipterocarpaceae
Source: the annotation of a GenBank genome assembly